GGUCGGGAGGAACGUGUUCAAACAACCUAACUCCCUUCAUCUCGCGUUCUACACAUGUGACAUGUUGUUGCUGUGUGUUAUACAGUGAGAAAUCAGCUCAUAUUCCAUCUCAACCUAUAUCGCGUCUUACCAGAAUCAAUUAUUUUCUCGGCGGGCUUAUUUGGGUGGAGGCCUACCUAUAUUGUGUGGUUCAGCCGUUCAGUCCUUUGAGAACUUUGAAGCAUGAGGUGGUGUAUGCCAGUGCUGCUGCUCAUGUUCUCUGUCUCAAUGGGGUCGGCGGGGUUUUUCUCCGAUGACCAGGCGAGUAAGGUGGGAAUGUUUGUGGAAGAGGUCAUGCGGUGUAGACAGGUCCCCGGGCUGACCCUGGCUGUUGUGAAGGGGGCAGAGACGUGGACGCGGGGGUUUGGACAGGCGGACAUAGAACAAGGAGUUAACGUCACCAAGGAUACUUUAUUUGGUAUUGGAUCUGUGACCAAGGCCUUCACGAGUACCCUCCUGGCCAUGAUGUUGGAUGAAAGUAAUGGAGGUUUAACAUGGACGUCAAAGGUGAAGGACGUGUUGGGUCCAGACUUUGCUUUUGUGGACGAGGAGAGAACAAGGGAGACUACUCUGAGGGAUCUUUUGACCCACCGCACAGGGCUCCAUCCUGCAGUUCCGCCUCUGUUUGCGGGACUGGACCACAACUUAACGACAACUGAAUUUGCCAAGCGUUUCAGCUUUCUUCCGGAAGUUAAACCAUCCCGUGACGCCUUCGAGUACAACAAUUGGGGGUACGCUCUGCUCGGCCAUAUUGUGGAAGUGUUGUCGGGGGAAUCCUACGAAGCAACUCUGGAGAAACGAAUCUUCAAGCCACUGGGAAUGAACCAGUCACGUGUCCUUGGAAAGACGAUAACAGUGAAGACACCAGAAAUGGCCAAACCCUACUUUGACGUGGAGAACGAGCUCAUAUUAACGGACCCCUCCAUUUACGACCUACACCCAGCGGAGGCCGCGGGUGCUAUUGCGUCAUCAGCAGAGGACAUGGCUAAAUGGAUGCACUUCCUUCUGAGACAAGGGGUGACCGCGGACAACCUAACACUGGUCAAAUCUAAAACACUUGGGGAGACAUUUAAAUCUCACGAGAGUAUUCCUAGCAGGCUAUCCUUGGCAAAGCCAAAGUUUCCCGUGGUGGACUUGCAGUAUGGCUAUGGCUAUGCAUGGUUCAUGUCGACUUAUAAGGGAUAUAAACGAGUCAGGCACACGGGCGGCUUGUGUUCUUACAUAACCUACCUUGAACUUUACCCCGACAUGGACUUUGGAAUUUUUGUAAGUGCAAAUGGACCUGGGACAAUGGAUGAGGCAGUUGCAGAAAGAAUGAUCUCAUUCUAUAUUUCUGAUAUUUUGAUCGGUGAUCAGCCUUGGUUAAAUUCAUCUACGGCCUGUACAUUCCCUUUGCCAUGGGACAAGGCGCCACCAAGCGGUCAAAAUAAUUCAGACGUCACGAACGCUGAAGUGGAAUGCCUUGAUUGUUAUGUUGGCAAAUACGGACACUAUUUGUUUGGUGACCUUGAUGUUAGGAGGGGACCAGGGUCGACAUUGGAGCUACACUACAGAUUGUUGCAGGGUUCUCUCAAUACCACAGCUGAUAAAAGUACAUUCAAAUUUGAUAUGUGGGACCCGUUUCGAUUAUAUUCUCGGCCAGGUAAUGCUACGUCACUUGUCCCAGUACACUUCCAUGGGUUAAACAAAGGAAAGUAUUCACAAAUUGACCUCAUUUUCGCCCACAAAUUGACGUUUAACAGAGGUAUCAGCUUUUAUGAUAAAAACAUAUACACAAGUACCAAAACUGAAACAAAUGGGCAGACCGUAAAGAAGUUCAGCAACCUUCUGAUGUUGUUCGCAGCAUUUUGUGUAGUCUUGUUUAUGUGGUAGGGAUUGUGUAGUAUUCAUAUUUUGCUCAGUAUCGUAUUAUGACAACAGGAUAUUUUACUAGAACUAUCGGUAGCUCGUUUCAUUAUAUUGUUUACCCAGUCUCGGAAGAUCCGGGCUAGAAUAGGUCUUCAGUUGAUGCAUGUCAUCGUUCUCAAUUGCGUGGCUAGAUGUUCAUGAUGUAAAUCACUAGAUUGUCAUGUCCAGACUCGAUUAUUUACAGACCGCCGUCAUAUAGCUGGAAUAUUGCUGAGUGCGGCUUAAAACAACAAACCAAACCAAACCAAAAACAUUGUUUACCCAAGCUUAUUCAUAUCUUCCGAAGUACCGUCAACAAAAAGAUCUACUUAACAUAAUCGUUGUGGAAUGUACAUUGCUGACAGAUUAUAUAUCAUAGAAAUUGAGAGGUUUUCUAUCAAUCAUUGGAUGCAGGAAAAUACUAAAUAAUGACAUGAAGUGUUUUGUACCUACAUUACAAGAUAAUUGUUAAUUUCAAAAUUACAAAUAAACAAAUAAAGUUUUCCAUUUCAAAGUACUUCAGUAGAGAAUAACAUUGUCACCUAACUGAGACCACUGCUUGUAAAUGAUUAAUACAAGACCGUGAAAAAGGAGGUCUGUAAAUAAUCGAGUCUGGACCAGACAAUCCUGUGACUGACAUCAUGAGCAUCGGUCCACGAAAUUAGGAUACGAUGACAUUCAUCAACCAAGUCAGCGAGUCUGAUCACCCGAUCCCGUUAGUCGCCUCUUACGGCAAUCAUGGGUUGCUGAAGACCAAUUAUACCCCGGAUCUUCACGGGUCGACAGGUUGGUAGGCGUAGUGUAAUGCAGACAUAGUUACCGUGUGAGCAAUGGUCGACGCUGUCUUCACGGGUCCAAAGAGAUUCAAUAACAUGUGAGAUACAGUAGUUUGUAAUUUUGUGGAAACAUAACCAAAAUGUGUUGUGGUUGGUUGGUUGGUUUGUUGUUUAACGCCGCACUCAGCAAUAUUCCAGCUAUAUGACGGCGGUCUGUAAAUAAUCGAGGCUGGACCAGACAAUCCAGUGAUUAAUAUCAUGAGCAUCGAUCCACGCAAUUGGGAUCGAAAAUGUGUUGUGAUAUGUGUGAACAUAUAAUACAGAUACAAAUAGUUACUGGUACUUUGUGUAUGACCCUUGUGAAGAUCCGGGUUAGAAUUUGUCUUAGAACGAGGCGACUAACUGAAUUGCGUAUGUUGAUGCUCAUGAUAUCAACCACUUUACAGUAAACACCGUUCAACACUUUUUGUGAAUAAACAAUAUAUACAUAUGAUAAACAUUAUGAAUAUUGUUCUCUUUGACAGAAGUCAUUCAUGAGAUUUAACAAUUUAUCUCUAAUCAAGUACUUCUAGCCAGCUAAGGUUCCCUGUAUGUUAUGUGUAGAACUG
This is a messenger RNA of Haliotis rufescens (red abalone), 3310 nucleotides long. RefSeq names its product penicillin-binding protein 4-like. The transcript has 5 exons. Bases 223 to 1911 code for a protein of 562 amino acids. NCBI's taxonomy places the organism in Eukaryota, Metazoa, Mollusca, Gastropoda, Lepetellida, Haliotidae. The record is from RefSeq and is a predicted model, not a curated record.